UGUCCUUGUUCUUUGUUGUCACCCAAGAAACAGUAUAAAUAUGCUCAAUUUAUACGGAACCGCUCAUCGUUUUCCCCUGAUCGCUGCCAUUCUUUACCAUGGCGAAGUUUGAAACGUCUCCACCUUGGUACUCUUAUUUCACUUUUUCCAUCGAUGUAGCGGCCACUCUGCAGAUGUACUGUGACGGAGGCGACGAUGCUAUGCUGCAAAAACUAGAAGGCCUGCAGGAUAGGAAAUAUGCUGGUUAUUGCUUCUACUACGAAGCUUCGAGUGAAGAGGACCCCAAGUAUUAUACUCUCCGCAUCCGACCAGUGCAACAGGGCCUCACGAAGUCUCACCCAAGGAAACCUCAGCAUGCGCGGCCUACGAUGUGUCUUCCUAUCUUGCCAACAACGGCCCAUUCGAAGUUGAGAGAACCUAUGGAGCUGUCCAAGUCACUGCCAUGGGACAAUUGCUAUCAUCCUACCUGCUACGAUCUUUGUGCACGUAUACCAGCAGAACAGAAGGACUAUUCCCAAGCACCGUAUGUGCGUUUUUCCCGCCAGCUGUCCAAAGCCAUCGAGGAGGACGGCCGCUACAGAGACCUUCUUCAGGCUGGGGUAGAUGAUGAUCGUGCACUCCAGAUUACCGACGGUCACGAAGACGCCCCAGAUACCGACGUUCCAGACAAUGCUUCAGAUAUCGAUGGUCUAGCCAGCCAGAUGUUCAUGGUUAAGAUACCAGGGUCGUCGGAGCUCGAGGAAGAACUUAUUUUCAUGCCCGUUAUGCGUGUCGACCCAAUCCUGGCAAACGUCCCCGAAAUAGGUGAUCCAUCGCAGCUGUUCGGAGACCUGGAUCUCUUUCAAGAAAUUGUGCAGGAAUAUCAGCUUGCGCGCUACGGAUCAGCCCUUUUCGACUCUCCAGAGGAUCCGAUUGACGACUGUUCUGUUCAAGACGACUUUUCGAAAUCUUGCUCGAGUUUCACGGACGAGCUCAGCUCUGAUACUCCGGACUCUCACGAACUGCACUCAUCGACAGAGGAAUCUCGCCAGGUGCCGGUGCCUAACCGGAAAGGAAAAUGGAGAAUCAAGUCGCUUUCCCGGCGGGCAAUCUCAAAUCUCGCUGAGGUCUUGAAGUGGCGCAAGUUAUCCAACAAAUCGUGA
Desarmillaria tabescens is the source of this 1142-nucleotide messenger RNA. RefSeq lists its product as uncharacterized. The transcript has 5 exons. The coding region runs from base 99 to 1142 and encodes 347 amino acids. The record is from RefSeq and is a predicted model, not a curated record. NCBI's taxonomy places the organism in Eukaryota, Fungi, Basidiomycota, Agaricomycetes, Agaricales, Physalacriaceae.